AUGGUUUUAUCAGCGUCUGUAAUAGCUUGUACGUUGACAUUGGCCAGUGUGGCCAUAGGAGAGCAGGACAAGGGCCAAGAUAACAAAAUUUCGCAGCUAUUUGGGACCUGGUCUAGCAAGUCUAACACAGUAUUCACGGGCCCAGGAUUCUUCAACCCUUCUGCCGAACUUCUUAUAGAGCCCAGUUUACCUGGUAUAUCCUAUUCGUUUGACAAAAAUGGGAACUGGGAACAGGCCAUAUACCAAGUGGCUGGGAACCCUCGCAACCAUUCUUGUCCUACUGCUCAUUUAAUCUGGCAGCACGGUAAAUACGAAUACAAUCCUAAGAAGGGAUCAAUAACAUUAAGACCAUACAAAGUUGAUGGGAGACAGUUGUUCAGUGAUCCCUGCAACGAUGGAGGAGAAUCCACCUAUAUGAGAUACCACCAAGUAGAGGAAAUAUCCCAUUUUGAUGUCGAUGUCGAUUCCUACUACCACGGGAAGUUGAAGCUACAAUUGUACAACUACGAUGGUACCAAGAAACAACCAAUGUGGCUUACUUACCGACCACCGAUGAUGUUACCAACAAGAGUUCUUAAUCCAACCACAGAAAAACAGGCGAAAGAUAGCAACUCAGACUUGAUGAAAUCCAAAAGGGAAAACAAGAAUCUGGAAGAUUACAGUUUUCUUCAAAACAAUUACAUUGUAGUAUCAAAAGCUUUUGGCUAUAUCAAACUUAAGUUCAAGUGCCUCUUCCGGGCUUGA
Molecule: messenger RNA, 744 nt
Organism: Scheffersomyces stipitis CBS 6054
Lineage: Eukaryota; Fungi; Ascomycota; Pichiomycetes; Serinales; Debaryomycetaceae
Exons: 1
Coding region: 1-744 (247 amino acids)
Biological process (GO): 'de novo' protein folding; budding cell apical bud growth
Cellular component (GO): endoplasmic reticulum membrane; endoplasmic reticulum
Source: RefSeq, a predicted model, not a curated record